GGGCUCCGCCGAUUCCCUCCGCGGCCGUCCGGCGGGGCGGGGACGGGCGGCAACUCUCUCCCUCCUCCACGUCACCGCGGCGAAGCCUCCCGCACGCUCCUCCCUUUCGGUUGGCGUCUCCUUCCUCGCUCGUGGCGGGGAGGCCGGAGGGAGGCGCUGAGGGAGCGGCGCUUUGGGGGCCUCGCUUGAGGAGGCCUUGCGCAUGCGCGCUCCCCCCUCCCCCCAAGGGAGGAGAGCGGGGUGCGCGCGCAAGCCCGGCGUGGGGGAGCGGGCCCGGAGCGCCGCCUGGCGGUGGGGGAGCGGGCCCACAGCGCCGCCUGGCGGUAGGGGAGCGGGCCCACAGCGCCGCCUGGCGGACGGGCCGCGAUGAACCUGCCGCGCCUCGUCUGCAGGCACAAGACGGCGCUGGGCCUCGGCGGCCUGUCGCUCUUCGGCGCCGUGCUGCUCUACCUGGCCAAGUGCACGUCCGAGGGUCUGCGGCCGGCCUCGCCCCGGGGUCUCCCUCACCAGGCCCGGCCCGGGCCCCCGAGCCCGCCGGAGCCCCCCGAGGCCCGCGCCUUCCUGGCCGUGCUGGUGGCCAGCGGCCCCAAGGCGGCCGAGCGUCGAAGCAUCAUCCGCAGCACGUGGCUGUCGACGCCCAGGCCGGGCCGGCCGGGCGACGUGUGGGGCCGCUUCGUGGUGGGCACCGCCGGGCUGGCGGCCGACGAGCUGCGGGGGCUGGAGCUGGAGCAGGACCGCCACGGCGACCUCCUGCUCCUGCCCCAGCUCAGGGACUCCUACGAGAACCUGACGGCCAAGGUGCUGGCCAUGUACGCCUGGCUGGACCGCCACCUGGACUUCCAGUUCGUCCUCAAGGCCGACGACGACACCUUCGCCCGCCUGGACGCGCUGCUGGAGGAGCUGAGGGCCCGGGAGCCGGCCCGCCGCCGCCGACUCUACUGGGGCUUCUUCUCCGGGCGAGGCCGGGUCAAGCCCAGCGGCCGGUGGCGGGAGGGGGCCUGGCUGCUGUGCGACUACUAUCUGCCCUACGCCCUGGGCGGCGGCUACGUCCUGUCCGCCGACCUGGUGCGCUUCCUCAGCCUCAGUCGCGACUACCUGCACGCCUGGCAGAGCGAGGACGUGUCCCUGGGCGCCUGGCUGGCCCCCGUCGACGUGCAGCGGGUCCACGACCCGCGCUUCGACACCGAGUACAAGUCCCGCGGCUGCGACAACAAGUACCUGGUCACGCACAAGCAGAGCAUCGAGGACAUGCUGGAGAAACACCAGACCUUGGCGCGGGAGGGCAAGCUCUGCAAGGAGGAAGUCAAGCUGCGCCUGUCCUACAUCUACGACUGGGCCGUGCCCCCCUCGCAGUGCUGCCAGAGGAAGGAUGGCAUCCCCUGAGGGCGGACCCGGCCGCCCUGCCCGGUGGCGACCCUUCCGCCUCCUGCCUGGGACUCUCUGGGUGGGGGGUGGGGGUGGACCGGGCCUCUCCUAUCCUCCUUCCGACCCUUUAGCGCCAAGUGGACGUCUCAAAAUCUCCCCCCUCCGAAGCCCGCCCUGAAGCGAGCCCGAGGGGCAGGCCGGCCGCCCGAGGGGCCGGGGUCGCUGGGGAACACCGGCCCGACGUCCGGAAGGGAAGCGACCGGGCCGGCAUGACUCGAACCCCGGGGGAGAGCACGGUCCGGGGGCCACCCGGUCCCUCCCCGCCCCGUCCACCUCACCCAGGGUCGAGUUGGGAACUCAGGCCGAACCCGGCCUUUUUUCAGGCAGGUUAGAGGGCCCGUUUGGAGAGACCCAGAGCCCAGAACUCGGGGCGGAAGGGAGGAGAGGGCCCAACCAACACAGCCGCUGUUGGUUUCGGAGCAAACCCACCGCACUGUUGAUGCUUGGGAGUGGAAUUCAGUGCUGCUAUUUUACCCGCGGGCCAGGAGCUCUGGGAAACUACCAGCUUCAUCAGGCAGACCCGAAACCAGAAAAAGGACCGAGGGUAUCUUAAAUUAAGAACGGGAGACAUUUCUUGGAGGUACGGACCCCUUUAAAUGGGAAAAAUCAGGUGACGAAGCUACGGCUGAGUCUGUCCUGGAGCGGUGCAUCCAGAAUUGGAUUCUCCAAGGAUGUGACUCCUGUGGCCUGGGCUUACGAUUAGUAAAAACCCGUGUCAACAUGCCUGAUUUUUUUUCUCCCCUCUCCUGAGCCAAUUUAGCCGUCAUCUAGGAAGGAAGACCAGCGUGGCUUCAGACACCUAGACUUAGACUUCUGGCCUGUCCUUGUAAAACGUAUACCAAAGGAACCAAGUAUUAAUACCUUUUUGGGGGUGAGGACCACGUAAACCUCCUUUGGGCUUCAAAAUUUGUUUUCUGUAUUAGGGAAGAAUUCUUUGCAGGGAGAGAAACAACUGCAUAUCGACUCUGGUUUUGGAUGCCUCACACCAGGGUCUAAACUCCUCAGUAAAGCAACUGUUACUUGGGGUUCAUCUAUCACGCCGGAUGUGGACGUACUAUUUUUCGUAGCUGGUGAACCGAAGAUUUAACGGUCGCAGAGCAAUUAAAUGGUUCUUUGCCAGGAGACUAGUACUGUACACUCAAUUCUCUGUUUAACUGUGAUCUAUUUAUAAAUCUUGUAAAUAUAUCAGGUGUUGCCAAAAACUUAAAGCAGAGUGUGAAGUUCAUAGUCCUUUAAAAUUUAUUUAAAGGGGUCUGAGAAUUAUUAGUAUGAAGUGUGGAUAGCCAGCUCGUUUGUGUUAUGACAGUUUGCAUUUCAGGAUCCCAAAUUGCUGCAUGUUUAAGGUGGUAAGAGGAAUCUAAUUUAUCUUAAAUAACAGUGUUUUAUGUAAA
Messenger RNA from Ornithorhynchus anatinus (platypus), 2816 nucleotides. RefSeq names its product beta-1,3-galactosyltransferase 6 (gene B3GALT6). The record is from RefSeq and is a predicted model, not a curated record. Gene Ontology annotation, cellular component: membrane. Gene Ontology annotation, molecular function: UDP-galactosyltransferase activity. The transcript has a single exon. Gene Ontology annotation, biological process: glycosaminoglycan biosynthetic process. Lineage: Eukaryota; Metazoa; Chordata; Mammalia; Monotremata; Ornithorhynchidae. The coding region runs from base 367 to 1383 and encodes 338 amino acids.